GGGUCCACCGCUGGAAGCGGAGCUCGCGACGGCUAAGCCCCCGACCAGUACGCCGUCGAAAGGCAAUUGUACCGGCAGAACCACCACGGUACGGUACUCUUAACCGGCAUGCGAUCGCAACGGCGCGUACCAUGAGUCCCGCGUCCGCUGGCGCCUUAGAAGUGGAGCGGUAUAUCGGUGCUUGUUUGAUCUCACAGAAUCGAUCGAAAAAACCCCUGAAAAAUGGGGAAUUUUUUCAAAGAGCCCAAGUGUUUCCCCGAAACGGAUAUGUAAAUCUACAAGGCUGUCCGCCGGCAGAUGGGUGGGCCGGUGGGGUGCCCCUCAUUUCCUUCGCCAGGCACCCUCGGAGAGGCAACUUGCAGGAACACGAAGAUAUACCACCAAACCAUCACCUGGCCAGGUUAGCAGUACAUACCCAAGGAGCUCCCCUGAUUCUUACAAAAAGUUACAACCACCGUAAAAGUAAACCGCAAAGACAUAACUAUAAUAAUAACGUCAAUGUGCAACAAACUAAAGUUUUCGAAAAUUCGAACAAGAAACUAAACAAAAUACAAGAGUCGGGCAACGUGAAUGUGAAAGGUGUGGACGCUAUUAGUGUGACCAGUGACGAGAGUUCGGGCUCGCAAAAUUUAGACACCUGUUUACCGCGGAUCAUCAAACCUCGCAAGCGUCGAAAAAAGGAUAGGAAACCGCCUCAUUUGACCCGCUCUCAAAACCAGGAUAGUUUCUCAAUAGACGGCGACAACCAGGAUUUCGAAGCCGUGUCAUUUGCCAGUUUAUCUCCGUUUCUGUCGUACUUCGAACCGAUCUCCUAUCAACAGCCAGUAGUUGACGAUAACAAACCUUUGCUGGACUUACUCAACGACAUUUCGGAAACGCCCAAGUUGCAUCACACUUUCGAGGACGUCGAAGAAGUUAAGGAUGUGAACGGUAACCAACCAGCCAGCACGUGCCAGUGUCGUUAUUGUGAUCCAGAAGGUCAGAUAUGGGACGUGGAUAGGAACUGUUAUUCUCCGUUCCUUACACCGCCCAAAGCCUUCCAGUUUCCUAGUUUGUUUAGCAGCUUUCCUCCUCAAACUUCGGAUGAUAGUCUCGUUCAUAGUUUUUCUUCGAUGUCUUUGGUUGAAGAUAAAUAUAAACCGUCCUAUUCGAGAUCAUCGUCGUCUUCGUUAAAUAGUUCGUCCAGUUCCACCGGCGAUUUGGAAGUAUCAACAGAGAUCGUGACCUCGUUGAAUGGACAUAGAGACUUAGAAAUUAAGUUUUGGCUGAACAGUGCGGUCGAUAAUAAAAGUACAAAAAAAUCUGAGUGCGACACCACGUGAAAUUUGUUGUUUUGUAUAAAAAUGGUUAUUUGGUUGUAUAGUGUGACGCCCUACCUUAUUCAUUUUUAAUUAGCAUGCGGUUAACUAAAGAUUUUUUAUUGUAAUAUUUUCCGUUUGCAUAGUCAAGUGAAUAAAAUUAUUCUUUACCUCAUUGUAGGUGAAAGGUACUUCAGAUUAGAAUUUAGAGGUCAUUUUAACUUGUGCAAGAAUCGAUCAUUCCAAGGUGUGUUACAUAAUAACAACGUUUCAUAGUUGUGUUUUCGAUCGUUUUCUUCGUUGCUUAUUCUAUGUAUAUAAUUAUUAAAGUUAAGACCCUUUGGACAGUUUUUAACUCUUAAAUCGUUUUUUACCUGUACAAACUCAAAAGCUUUUUUACUUCUUGUACUCGUUAUUCUUAUUUACGACAGGGUAUUUUGGUAUGCCGAGCAAGAGGUCGUUGACUGCACCUAAGUGACCACAGGUCCAAAAGAUUUUUGGUUGGUUUUAUCAUGGUAUCCUGCACUUCAUAACAAAAUAUAUCAGUUUUAAUUCAGAAAGUGAAAGUUAAUAUGUCAAAUACGUAACACUUAUAUUAAAGAGGAAUAUAAUGUUUCUAUAUUAGAAUCAAAAUAAUGUUUUUAUAAACAUUUCAAGUAAAAUUACAUUGGGGGGGGGGGGGCAUCAUUAUCCUUCAAUCAGAACUCGUUGAAAAUAAUUACUCAAGAAAGUUGAUCUUCGAGUUGGGUGUUCUCCAAAACAGCAGGGCUUCUGAUUAAGUUUCAUUUAAUGUUUACGUUGAACCUGUUCAUUCCAAGUAACGUCUAUACCUUCGUAGCUGGUUCAUUUCUGUAUCUUUCCGGUAUAAAGUCGUACUGAAACACUGAAAAAUAUUUAUUUCAAAUUUCUAUCAGUGAAAGUUACAUAUUAUAGAUAUUAUAAGUAUAUAAUAUAAAAAAUACCAGUAAUUAUUAUAGAAAUGAUUUUAAUUUUCACUUUUCAAUGAUUUAUUACUUAUCUAUCGCAUUUUAUUGUAAUUUUUUAGCAGAAACAUAAUUUUUCUUGUUAAUUAUUUUAUUACUUUCAUCUUUAUAUACUUUUU
This is a messenger RNA of Sitophilus oryzae (rice weevil), 2400 nucleotides long. RefSeq lists its product as uncharacterized. Lineage: Eukaryota; Metazoa; Arthropoda; Insecta; Coleoptera; Curculionidae. The record is from RefSeq and is a predicted model, not a curated record. Bases 132 to 1322 code for a protein of 396 amino acids. The transcript has a single exon.